AUUUGUCUGCCGAGCGCACAUCACAACCAGUCAACCACACACAACACAACACAACCGAUACGAAGAAGCUUCUUGUCUAGCUAGCCGCGCCCGCGCGCCAUGUCCUCCAUGAAGAGAAGCAUUGCGUCUAGCGUCAUCGUCGUCCUACUGGUGCUCUCCCUUGAAGCCACCUUCGCUGACGCUGUCCGCGUCAUACCCGACGCCCCGGCCGGCGGCGCCAUCGUCCGCCUUCCGAGCGACGGCGAAAGAGGAGUGACUACUUCGGCGGCGGCGGCGGACGACAAGAAGCAGCUCCGGUGGUGCGAGCACCCAAUCUGCUUCCCUGAGUCCGACAUCUGCUUCUGCCCCUACACCCGCGCCGACCGGACGACGACGGAGAGCGGCCGCGGCGCCAAGGACGAGCUAGUGCAUGACAGUCUCGUAGUGCCGCCGCGCGCACCAGCACCACCAUGCGAGCACCCGUUCUGCAUUUUUAUCAGGGGAGAGCCGGUGUGCAGGUGCCUCGACGGAACCCGGCCGGCCCCCAGCAGCAGCGUCGAAAUGAGGAUGAUGAUGCACGCAGACAUGGAGAGAGCCAGCAGCUAGCGUGCCACUGAGCCACUGAUGUACGUGGUUUUGGUUUGUUUGUUCUUGGUCCAGCAGUAACAGUGAUAGUGUCGUGAAUGAGCUAGCACACUGUCGAGUCUGUCAGGAUGAUGCUCAUUCUCAGUGUCAGGUCGUCUGUCCGUGUCGAGACCGAUCGUACUUACGUCUUUGUUUUGGUAUAAUAAAGCGUCGUGCAAACGAGUUCUGUUACUAUGCCAGCUCGUGAUCAAUCACUAGAGAAGCCAACACCAGAUGAUUCACUGGAGAAGGUGCAGCCAGAAGCUGAUACACGAACCAUCGCCUGACUUGCCACAGCGUCGGGAGGCGGGUGCAAGGGUUCGACGCACCAACUGCCGUGAGUGGUCCGGACUCCGGAGUCGGCGUAGCUGUCGCGUGUGUGUCUCGGUCUCUGCUGUGUGGGGUCGGCUGUCGCGUGUGUGUGCCUUGCUGCUGCAGUGAAGGGUUUAUGUAUUGUAAAGUGUGAUCUGUGAACGGAAUGUAAACAAACAGAUAAUACAAUUCCAGUCGAUUGCUCCCC
Messenger RNA from Zea mays, 1123 nucleotides. RefSeq lists its product as uncharacterized. The transcript has a single exon. The coding region runs from base 100 to 585 and encodes 161 amino acids. The record is from RefSeq and is marked validated. NCBI's taxonomy places the organism in Eukaryota, Viridiplantae, Streptophyta, Magnoliopsida, Poales, Poaceae.